Molecule: messenger RNA, 785 nt
Organism: Salvelinus fontinalis (brook trout)
Lineage: Eukaryota; Metazoa; Chordata; Actinopteri; Salmoniformes; Salmonidae
Product: cytochrome b-c1 complex subunit 2, mitochondrial-like
Exons: 8
Cellular component (GO): mitochondrion
Molecular function (GO): metal ion binding
Source: RefSeq, a predicted model, not a curated record
CAUUGUGGGUAGGACGUCAGGGCGUCCAUGUCUGUAUUUUACUGCUGCUGAAGGAGAGAAACGGGAGUCAUGAAAGGGAUCCGAACUCUAAAUAAAUUCUCCAUACGAUGCUAUGCAGCCAGGAGGAGUGAUGUCCUCACUGAGCCCUUGGCUGGCCUGAAGGCUGGGGCGGCCCUGCCCCCCCAGAAUGUACAGGUGUCCAAGCUGCCCAACGGUCUAGUGAUUGCGUCGUUGGAGAACUACUCUCCCGUGUCCAGUGUGGGUGUGUUUGUGAAAGCAGGCACUCGUUAUGAGACUGUGGAGAACCAGGGAGUCAGUCAUGUCCUGCGGUUGGCAGCCAACCUGACUACUAAGGGAGCGUCUGCGUUCAGGAUCUGUCGUGGUGUGGAGGCAGUGGGGGGUAGUCUGAGCGUAACGUCAUCGAGGGAGACCAUGGUUUACUCUGUGGAGUGUUUGAGAGACCACUUAGACACAGUGAUGGAGUACCUGAUCAACGUGACCACGACCCCAGAGUUCCGGCCAUGGGAGGUGGACGACCUGACCUCCAGGGUCAAGGUAGACCGGGCCCUGGCCCACCAGUGUUCACAGAUAGGUGUCAUUGAGAAGUUGCAUGAAGCUGCUUACAAAAACGCUCUAUCCAACUCCCUGUACUGUCCUGACUACAUGGUUGGCAAAGUCAGUGGUGAACAGCUGCAGUCCUUUGUCCAGAACAAUUUCACCAGUGCCAGAAUGGCUCUUGUAGGACUAGGUGAGUGUGUCUGGCUGUUAGUCUUUUUGAUCCAAUG